AUGCUUCCUUACAGGCUGUGUGUGAACAGCUCCAAAGUAGUGAGCCAAUUGAGGCGGCCCAGUGUAAGGAUUGCUGCCCAGAUUAGCGUGGUUUUGAGAUCUCAGUCGACUCAAGCAGCUGCCACAAAAGAGCCACUUACAGUUCUGGAAGCUGCCAAAUCUUCCAUCAAACAACAACAAAAGAUUAAUAACACUACUACUCCUAGGAUCAAAAAAGUGAAUCACAAAUUGCAUGACAUUUCUCAGCAAAUUAAACAGACUGUGGAAUCAAACACCGAUUUGAACGAAUCAAAAGAAAUUUUUGAAGAGGGUAUUUCAUUUCUUCGUGAAAUUCAACAUGAAGAGUACAUAUCAGAUCGAGACUUGUACAAUGCAUUUCUACCAUUAGCAACGAAGCUACUCAUUAGAGCCAAGAAAGCAGGUGCUGAUUUGGAAGAGUACCUCUCAUUGUUUGUAAAGUAUCGCGUUGCCCAUCAAUACCACUUUACCGAAGUUGCAGCCAAUUUGUUGAAGAAUGAAGAUGGAAAACUGGUUAUUUACCAAAAGAUUAUUCAAAUGUGGGUGACUUUCAUUGAAUACGAUAAGUUAAACUUUAUACCCAAUGCAUUUGUUGAAACUGGGGAUGCAAGAAUUAGAUACAAUAAGUAUCAACUUCCACACAUUGUAUACUACGCUUAUGUCUUGUCAUGUUUGUUACAAAACGUACCAUACUCAGAAAAGGAUGCGCUCCGGUUCUUUGAAACAAACAAGUUGCCCCUUUACAAUGAAGUCAAGAAUACCCUUAUGAAUUACCGUGCUUUCAAUAGACUUGUGUUUGAAAAGUUUAGAGAAUUUUUGGAGAAUGAUAGAAAAUCGAAAGUUGAUCCAAACAGUAUAACUAUGUUAAACAGAAUUAAUCGUGCGACUGACAGAAAAGUGUUGGACGACAUCUAUUCUGAAAUAGCAGAGAUUUGCGAAAAGCGCGAUUUGAAGAUUGAGGAGAGGAUCAUGGUUCAGUUAAUGGAAAAGUAUCUUUACUAUGACGAAUAUGAUCAAGUGUUUAGUAUGUUUCAAAAUAUCAUGAAGUCUGGCAUCUCUCCAUCAAUCGAUGCUUGGAAUUUAGUCCUUAAAGCCAUGAUUAAUCCGAAUAGAUUCAACAGUGCAACACCAGAACAGAAGGAAGAAUUUAUGCAAAAGUUUGAACGUACGUUAAAAACAGUCCUUGCAAGUGGCCUUAAGUACAACGUAAACACGUUGAGUUCAAUCAUCAGUGCCUAUUCAAUUGCUGAUAAAUUUGACAUUGCUGAAAAUUAUGCCAAACAAUAUGCUAGUUUAGGAAUCAAUGAUGCAGCAAAAGACGGAAUAUUGAGAGGGUUAAUUUUUAAUGACAAGAUUGCCGAAGCUGAAACCAAAAUGGAAGAGUACAUUAAAGAUGGCAGCAACUACAAACCCAAUGUUGGUGUUAUGAACGAUUUUCUCAAUUACUACUUCAAAAAGCAAAACUACAAUGCUAUAUUUGGCAUCAACGAUUUUAUGAAGCAACAUGGAAUUGAAGAGAAUGUAGUCACCUUGACGACAAUGAUUAAUGCAUAUUUCAAAUACCUUGUUUCCAUUGGAAAGAGUCCAAAUCUUGGUGACUUUUUGAAAACAUUGAAAGGUGCAAAAUCCCUCAAUGAGCAUUCAUUUGCAUCUGUGUUGAAUGGGUUGAUUCUGUCAGCCAACAUUGAUGCUGCAAGACAAUUGUACCAUGUUUUGAAGAGAAAAUUUCCAAGAUCUGCAUGGAUUCAGAGUAAUAUGUUAACAGCAGAGUUGACCUUGGGUGAAGUUUCCGCUGCUGAACAGAUCUUUAUCCAUUACAUUACCAAGAUUAGAAAUGACCCUAUCAUUUGGAACACAAUGGUGAGAAAUGUCUUGCUCCGUGAUGAAAACAAAGCAUUGGAGUAUUACACCAAGAUGAAAAAAGCUGGUGACGUUAAACCCAAUGAGUUCACCUAUUACUUCCUUCUCGAUUAUUUCUACAAAAAACACAACAAGGAGGUUGUGCGUAAGGUCGUGGAUGAUUUGGCCAAGAGUUCAUUAACUUCAUACGGUACAAAGUUACCAAACGUUCUUUCUAAAAUCCACAGAAAAGUUGUUGAGUUACCAUCUCCCAUUUUGGUCCAAAUGAAAAAGAACUUGUAA
Messenger RNA from Lodderomyces orthopsilosis Co 90-125, 2160 nucleotides. RefSeq lists its product as uncharacterized. The record is from RefSeq and is a predicted model, not a curated record. Bases 1 to 2160 code for a protein of 719 amino acids. Gene Ontology annotation, molecular function: protein binding. The transcript has a single exon. NCBI's taxonomy places the organism in Eukaryota, Fungi, Ascomycota, Pichiomycetes, Serinales, Debaryomycetaceae.